Messenger RNA from Pelagomonas calceolata, 992 nucleotides. The record is from the annotation of a GenBank genome assembly. Lineage: Eukaryota; Pelagophyceae; Pelagomonadales; Pelagomonadaceae.
CCAAAAUUGGCACACAAAUAGGUUGCUGCACGCGCCGAGGGCUGCCUUUGAACUACAGCCAGGGGCUGCCACGAAACGCAAAUUUUCGCCCGCACCGAUCGGGCAGCGAACCGUCGACGCACACCACAAGGAGCCCUGCCCAGACAGCACGAGCAAAUAGACGCCAUCGCAGCGAUGGCCGGCGACGACGGCACGGCCGCGCCGUCGCAAGUACCAACAACAAUAUCACCGACGCACAUCGAAGAGACCAUCUUCAAGAUCGUGGAAGUCACGGACGCGCCGUCAUACGCGCCGACGCUGCCGCGGCCGACGUACGCGCCGACGACGCCCGCGCCCUCCUUCACGUACACGAUGCAAGCGGGCCAGUGCUACGACAAGGUCUGGCUGGAGCACACGCAGCCCUACGACCCGCGGUGCGAAGAGAACUGCGCGCGGAUCGAAAUUGACGAUUGCGCGCGAUACUGCGACGGCGCGGGCGUCGUCACGAUGGCGAGCAACGACCGGGGCGGCCUGGACGCCUGCACCUGCGCCACGGCGUCCAAGGAGUCGUGCAUGGUCGUCGGCGGCUACGACGAGCCCUUUAGCCUCGCGCGCGCGGCCCGGCGGUUCCCCUUCGACGGGACCUGCGUCCUCGGCGACACGGACUUGCAGCUGACGCGGUUCUGCGACCAGAUGGGCAAGUUCGAGCCCGACGAGUACCGGCCGACGCGGCGGCCGACGACGUUCCAGCCCACCGCGCGGCGCGAGGUCGAAGUCAAGGCGGAGUUGACGCUCGUCGGCCGGCGCGGGGCGAUUCUGAUCGGGACCUGCUUCGCGCUGGCGGCGUUCCUGCUCUUCUGCCUGCUCUUCAGCCGGUGGCGCGAGCGGCGGCGCCUCAAGCGCAUCGCGGAGAUGUCCUCCUCCGCGGCCGACUUCACGUCGGACUUCUCGCCGCUCGACGACGACGGCCAGAAGUGGCUCGAGAUGAUGUAGUAACAAGUAGUGAAAACGCG